CGAAUUCCCUCCUCCACGCAAUCAAAUAAUACCCCAGGAACCCGCCAACUUCAGUCUCGGGCUGUGUGCCUAAAUAUCUACCCUCUACAUACUUAUUCUACACCUUCUUCACAUUCGCCCCUCCCAACCCCAUCCAGUUCAUCAUGUCGGAAGAAGACAAGAACACGGCCAACAGACUCUCUGCAGUGCCAGCCAGCCCGAAACCAGAGUCGCCCACCACGGCGCGUCCUCUGGAUUUCGACGAUGAAGCGCAGGAGACCGGCGUCACCUCAGCUUUCCCCUCCGUUUCCCCAGCUCAGCCGCCCGCGGCGGAAGCUGCCCCGCCAAAGCCACCCCGCCCCGUGAGCCCCCGGCAGCAGGCCGAGAACACCCUCAAAGAAGCAUUCCCCACGAUCGACAUCGGAGUUGUAAGAGCAGUGCUGACUGCAAGCAACUGGGAUGUGGAGCGGGCCUUUCAUGCUCUAUUAGGCAUGACCGACCCCAAUGCCGCCGAACAAGACGUGCCCCCUCCGAAGCCUCCCCGUCCGUCGGCUGCCCAGAGACAGCUCGAGCAGGAUGAGAUGUAUGCCCGCCAGCUUGCCGAACACUACAACCGCCGCGCGGCCCCGCAGCCUCGGUAUGAGGACGAUCGCGCGUACCAGCGGCGACGAGGAAGCGAGGAAGAGGAGGAGAAAGAAUACAGCUUCUUCGAUGACGACCUGCCCGUCAUCCGCGAGAACAUCCGCAAAGGAUUUCUGGAAACCCAGUCCAAGGUGAACUCGUGGGUGACGAAUCUCAAGAAGAGGCUGGAUGGAGAAGAGCCGGAAGAAGACACCAGCAGUCAGGCUGCUCAGGGCCCGCGCGACGAUCCCUUCGGCCGUCCGCGUCGCAGCGGCGACACGGGUCGUCGGAGCGGGGACCGUGAGCGGUACGACGCCGACCACCGAGUCUUGAGCGACGACUUCUCAGCGCUGGAGUUGAGGGAUUCCGAGGCUCCUCCCGCGCGUCCUCCCCGCCCUCUUGCAAACCCUAACUUGUACAAGACCUCGUCACCCUCCCCCGACAGACGCAAGGUUGCCUUCCAGGACGGGCCCCCAACGGAGAUUGAUUCACUGUACGAUGCAUCCGAGCCGGUCCGGCGCGCCUCGCCCGCGACGACAGGCAAGUCCAGCAAAUGGCAACCCUUAGCCGCCGUGGAACCGUCUCCGGUAGGAGAACACGACCCGUUCAGUCUGGGGGAUAGCGAAGAUGAGAAGGACACCACCACAAAGGCGAAGGAACCCGCCACCGCCGAGGGCGCUUCCAAGGCUGCGACAGUCGAGACGGUAGCGGAAGCAGCGUCCAAGGAGAGCACAACCGACGCUGGAAAGUCAUAAUUUUGGCCGGGGCCUUCUUCCAUCCGCUAGCUUACCUCCACGGCUUAGCUAUUCAGUGGCCUGCUUAUUCAGUUGUUGUAGCCUUGAUCUGUUCUACACAAAUCGUGUUAUUUGCCCUUGCGACCCGAACCCAUGAUACCAAGAGACUGCAUUUAAAUGAAUCAGUUAAAACGAG
This is a messenger RNA of Aspergillus aculeatinus CBS 121060, 1530 nucleotides long. RefSeq lists its product as uncharacterized. NCBI's taxonomy places the organism in Eukaryota, Fungi, Ascomycota, Eurotiomycetes, Eurotiales, Aspergillaceae. The transcript is spliced from 5 exons. The coding region runs from base 144 to 1355 and encodes 403 amino acids. The record is from RefSeq and is a predicted model, not a curated record. Gene Ontology annotation, molecular function: ubiquitin conjugating enzyme binding; ubiquitin binding. Gene Ontology annotation, cellular component: cytoplasm. Gene Ontology annotation, biological process: ubiquitin-dependent protein catabolic process.